Quercus robur (English oak) is the source of this 2171-nucleotide messenger RNA. RefSeq names its product cyclin-dependent kinase E-1. Gene Ontology annotation, molecular function: cyclin-dependent protein serine/threonine kinase activity; RNA polymerase II CTD heptapeptide repeat kinase activity; ATP binding. The transcript is spliced from 16 exons. Gene Ontology annotation, biological process: protein phosphorylation. Gene Ontology annotation, cellular component: mediator complex; nucleus. Lineage: Eukaryota; Viridiplantae; Streptophyta; Magnoliopsida; Fagales; Fagaceae. Bases 125 to 1552 code for a protein of 475 amino acids. The record is from RefSeq and is a predicted model, not a curated record.
CCAUGUAAAAUGAAGUAGAUAGGUUUGGACACAGAGAGAGAGAGAGAGAGAGAGAAGGAAAGGUAAGGUAGCACACGAAGGAGGCCAAAGCAAAGCAAAGCUCACACUUCUCGUUGGUCCAAAAAUGGGAGAUACAAACAGCAACAACGGUAACAAUACUAAUACCAACAAUAAGAAGCCGGAGUGGCUUCAACAAUACGAUCUGUUGGGUAAGAUCGGAGAGGGCACCUAUGGUCUCGUAUUCUUGGCCAGGAUCAAGUCCUCGACCAAUCGUGGAAAGUCCAUCGCCAUCAAGAAAUUCAAGCAAUCCAAAGACGGCGAUGGCGUCUCUCCCACCGCCAUCCGCGAAAUCAUGUUGCUACGAGAAAUUUCACAUGAGAACGUGGUGAAGCUUGUGAAUGUUCAUAUCAAUCACGUCGACAUGUCGCUCUAUCUCGCUUUCGACUACGCAGAACACGACCUCUAUGAAAUUAUUAGACAUCAUAGGGACAAGGUUAACCAAUCCAUCGGUCAAUACACAGUUAAAUCAUUUCUAUGGCAACUGCUCAAUGGACUAAACUAUCUUCACAGUAAUUGGAUCAUACAUCGAGAUCUAAAGCCUUCAAAUAUCUUGGUUAUGGGUGAAGGAGACGAGCAAGGAGUUGUAAAAAUUGCUGAUUUUGGACUUGCAAGAAUAUACCAAGCUCCCUUGAAGUCAUUAUCUGAUAAUGGGGUCGUGGUAACUAUUUGGUAUCGUGCACCUGAGUUGCUCCUUGGGGCGAAGCACUAUACAAGUGCUGUUGAUAUGUGGGCUGUUGGAUGCAUAUUUGCUGAGCUUUUGACUUUGAAGCCACUUUUUCAAGGUGCAGAAGUCAAGGCCACACCAAAUCCUUUUCAGCUUGAUCAACUUGACAAGAUAUUCAAGGUCUUAGGCCAUCCCACUCUAGAAAAGUGGCCAACUCUUGCAAAUCUUCCACAUUGGCAACAAGAUGUGCAGCAUAUACAAGGGCACAAGUAUGACAAUACUGGACUUAAUACUGUUGUUCAUCUCCCUAUAAAAGGUCCUGCAUAUGACCUCCUAUCUAAGAUGCUCGAAUAUGAUCCUCGAAAGCGUAUAACUGCUGCACAAGCUCUGGAGCACGAGUAUUUUCGAAUUGAACCCCUCCCAGGACGGAAUGCCCUGGUAUCCCCAAAUGGAGACAAAGUUGUGAACUAUCCUACUCGACCAGUGGACAGAAGUACAGAUUUUGAAGGGACGACUAGUCUACAACCUUCACAACCGGUAUCAUCUGGAAAUGCUGUUUCUGGAAGCAUUCCUGGUGCCCAUGGAGGGACAUUGAGAUCUGGCCCUAGGCAGAUGCCAGUAGGUGGCAUGCAAAGGAUGCAACCUCAGGCCAUGCAAGCUUAUAAUAAUCUAGCAUCUCAGCCAGGGAUGGGUAGUGGAAUGAAUCCUGGUGGCAUUCCAAUGCAGCGGGGUCUUCCUAACCAGGGCCAUCAACAGCAACAGGUGAGAAGAAAGGACACUGGAAUGGGGAUGACUGGAUACCCUCCACAGCAGAAAUCAAGGCGCUGAGGUUAUGGAGGCAUAUGGGGAGUGAAAGAUAUAUUUGGUUCAUCAUGCUUGAACUCAUCCGCUACUUGUCAGAAUGUAAAGUUGAGAUGCUUUGCCACCAUUACUUGGAAACCUUAUGCUUCAUUUCACGUCGUCAGAACUUAAAGAUCAAGGAUCACAGAGUUAAUCUUCUCUGUCAGAUGCCUUUCUGCUCUAACCUCGAUUUUGUUACUGCAAGUGCUGAUGGUAUCAUGGGAGGUAAAAGAAGCACCAACUGCACACUAGCCAGAUGGCAUGUAUGUCGCUGUGUACACUAAAUGUAAACUAAAUUACUACACGUUAGUUGUGUACACUAAAUGUGACUAAAUCACUAUAAAUGUUUGUUGUAUUUUUGCCAAUGAGCAAGCUUAAAUACAAUAGCACUCUUGUUUGUAUUGCUGCUAUUAAGCUUGCUUAAGACUAUACAUAGAUCUAGGAUCUUUUUCUUUUUUUCCUGUUAAUUCAUCUUUGAUAACCAUGUAUCCCUUAAUGAGGAUUACUUAAUCCUAUGAUGAAUAUUCAGCAAAAAAAGGAAAAUAAUCCCAUGAAUAAAGUGUGGUUUUCCCCCAAUACAUCAUUACUUUAAGGGGACGUUUGGUUU